Molecule: messenger RNA, 426 nt
Organism: Stylonychia lemnae
Lineage: Eukaryota; Ciliophora; Spirotrichea; Sporadotrichida; Oxytrichidae
Source: the annotation of a GenBank genome assembly
AUGGUAAACUUAGCAAACAUUACAAGUAACUAGCAUGUUGAUAACAUGGAGCCAUAAAGCGCCAAUCAUUUAAAGAAAAAGGCCAAUAAAUAGUUGCCUUUGUGGAAGAUUUUUAGAUGUUGGAACAAAUUUAACUUUAUAAUCAAUGAUAGAGAUCAGCCAAUGCAUUUCAAAUCAUAAUCAAUUAAUGUUUAAGUUCAUGACAUGAUAGCUAAAAUUAACAUAUCAUAAGUGUUCCUUAACAAAUUAUAAGAAGCAGUUGAGGCAACUUACUAAUUUCCCACAGACCCAGAUGUUGUAGUUUCGCGUUUGGUCAUUGAAAUGGAUGAUAGAGUAAUCGAGGGCAAGAUCAUGGAAAAAGAGAAGGCCUAGGAAAAAUACGAUGACGCCAUUGCUGGUGGUAAGGCAGCAAUUUGCUUCAAAUGA